GUUUGCAACGUCACAAUGAGUGGAGCAGCUGCCGCGAUCAAUUUCAAGACAUUCAAGGAGCUGCUGAUUACACGUCGCGGUCACCUCUUAAUUAUCCAAUUCAAUCGACCUGAAGUGCAGAAUGCUCUGAGACGUCGCACCAUUUACGAGCUGUUGCGUGCUCUGGACAUUGCCAAUGCGGACUCCGAGAUCAGUGUCAUUGUGCUGACGGGCAACGAGGUGGCCUUCACAUCGGGCAAUGACUUGACCGAUCUUCUGGCGCUGCAGCGCCGUAAUGGGGAUCAGGCACUGGACGUACACUUUAAGGCCAGCAAUUUUGUGAUGACGGCGCUGGUCAAGAAGAUGCUGCUCAAUCGCAAGGUGCUGAUUGCAUUGGUUCAGGGCAAUUGUGUGGGAUUGGGCGUCAUCAUUGCUUCGCUAUGCGACAUUAUCUAUGCCACUGAAUCCGCACAGUUCUGGACACCCUUCUCCCAGCUGGGUCUGUGUGCCGAGGGUGGCGCCAGCUGGAUGCUGCCACAGAUCCUUGGACGCAGCAAGGCGUCCGAGCUGUUGUUGUUUGGAGAGCGCCUGGAUGCCCAGGCUGCACUGCAUCAUCGCAUGGUGGCGAGUUUGGUGACAAAUGUGCAGGACUUUUGGUCACGAAUGGAACAACAUGCCAAGCUGCCGUCCGUCUCCUUAAUGGCCACCAAGCGCCUCCUGUUGCAGCCCUGGCGACAAGCACUCCUCGAUGCACUCACAGAGGAGUGCUCCCAGCUGGACAAGCUGCGCCUCGGUCCCACCUAUCGCACCCAGAUAAUGGCCUUUGCCAGGCGAAAGAAGAUAAACAGCAAAUUGUAAAGCCGAUUUUAUAUAGUUCUAAGAUUCCUCCAACCAUAUCAAAAUACAGCAAAUAAACUUUUUAGAAAUUUAUCAAAA
This is a messenger RNA of Drosophila innubila, 915 nucleotides long. Its product is annotated as enoyl-CoA delta isomerase 2, mitochondrial. The transcript has a single exon. The coding region runs from base 16 to 837 and encodes 273 amino acids. NCBI's taxonomy places the organism in Eukaryota, Metazoa, Arthropoda, Insecta, Diptera, Drosophilidae. The record is from RefSeq and is a predicted model, not a curated record.